Messenger RNA from Malania oleifera, 2950 nucleotides. RefSeq names its product probable LRR receptor-like serine/threonine-protein kinase At1g63430. The record is from RefSeq and is a predicted model, not a curated record. Gene Ontology annotation, molecular function: protein kinase activity; protein binding; ATP binding. Gene Ontology annotation, biological process: protein phosphorylation. The transcript is spliced from 13 exons. NCBI's taxonomy places the organism in Eukaryota, Viridiplantae, Streptophyta, Magnoliopsida, Santalales, Ximeniaceae. The coding region runs from base 772 to 2775 and encodes 667 amino acids.
AAUCUUUCAAUAAACUCCACAAUAUAUAUAUAUAUAUAUAUAUUGAUUUUUCUGUCCCAAGGACUGGAGGAUACGUAUCAGUGUCUGUAUGCUUUCAACAAAUCACGCCCCCUUCAUUCAAUCAUUUGCAGUGAAGAUUUUUUACGAAAUCUCAAAUCCAGUAUUCAUAAAUAAUUUUUUUUUAAAAAAAAGCUAAAAGCGCCAUUAACAUCGAGCGGAAGAGGACAUUACUCUCUCUCGCUCUCUCUCUGCUGUUUGAUUUCUUUUUCUCAUUUGAGGCAUUUCUUUUUCAAAAAUCUUUCUUUUUUUCUAACAACCCUCUCUUUGAAUCUAAGUUUUCCAUCUGGGUCUCUUUUAACUUGAGCUCUCUCCAUUUUCUCUGUGUGCUCAUCCUAGUGAUUUGCUCGUGCAUAGUGGUGCAAUCAUGGGGGUUUAACCUUGAUGUUUUUUUCUUUCUUGUUAUCCUCUUUCUUAUAAAAUUUUGUAGUUAACCUUUCUUUUUCUUCUUUGUUGAUGAACCAACCAUUUCACUAGGUCGAAGUAAAAGUGCUUCGAACUUUAGGUGGUUGUAUUUCUCGAUAAACCUAUAUGAUGACUUCUGCUCGGUGAAUUGUUGCUAGUUGUUUUUCCUAUUUUUUCCCCUUUUGUUUUUGUUUAUGCAAUUUGCUUCUGUAGUGAUGGGUUGGUGAUUUUUCUGGGCUCGAGUCUCUGCAAACUCAUUUAUGUUCUUGAGUUAAAGGCUUGGCUCUGGAGUGUGGAGAGUGUCAGGGGAUGAGAUCUUUUUCUUUGUUUCAGCUUCUAUGGGCUGCUUCUGGCAUCCUUUUCUCGGCCUGCAACUCCUUUCCAUCAAAUGAAGUUGGGGCUCUAACAUCUUUCAAAGAAGGUAUAGAUGAAGACCCAUUUCUGGUCUUCUCAAGCUGGAAUACCCCGGAUGCAGAUCCCUGUGACUGGUUUGGCAUUUCCUGCUCUAUGGCUAAGGACCACGUUAUAAAGCUAAAUAUUUCUGGGUCAUCUUUGAGGGGGUUCAUUGCACCACAAUUGGGUCAACUCUCUCGCUUGCAAGAACUAGUUCUGCAUGGGAACAAUCUAAUUGGGAUUCUACCCAAAGAAAUUGGUAUGUUGAAAAGCCUCCAGGUGUUGGAUUUGGGGAUGAAUCAAUUAACAGGUCCAAUUCCUCCUGAGAUUGGGAAUUUGACCAGCAUUAAAAAAAUAAACCUUCAGUCGAAUGGAUUGAUUGGAAACUUGCCUGCUGAGAUUGGCAAUUUGAAAUACCUUGAAGAACUUCGACUGGACAGGAAUAGGCUUCGAGGAACUGUUCCUGGUAGCAACAGUUCAAGUUUUCCAUCUGAUAUGCAUGGAAUGUAUAUAUCACGUGGGAAUACUACUGGCCUGUGUCGUUCAUCGCAGUUAAAAUUUGCAGAUUUCUCAUACAACUUCUUUGUCGGGAGCAUACCCAACUGCUUGGGGCAUCUUCCUAGGUCAAGCUUUCAAGGGAAUUGCCUCAAAGAAAAAGAGCCCAAACAGCGUGUUGGUGCACUAUGCGGUAAAUGUGACAAUUUUCCUUGUGCCAUUCCACCUGGAAAAAGCCAUCCUGUUGUCCACCCAAAACAUGAGCAUGCUACAGAUGGAUACAAACACCGGGGGGCAUCAAAACCUGCCUGGCUUUUAGCUUUGGAGAUUGUGACAGGAACCAUGGUUGGUUCUCUCUUCCUUGUUGCUCUUUUCACCACUCUUCAGAAAUGCAAAAGUAGAUCGUCUAUCAUUAUUCCCUGGAAGAAAUCAGGAAGUGAGAAGGAGCAUCUAACAAUUUAUGUAGAUCCAGAUAUGUUGAAGGAUGUAAUGCGAUUUACCAGACAAGAGCUUGAAGUAGCAUGUGAAGAUUUCAGCAACAUUAUUGGCUCCUCUCCUGAUAGUUUGGUCUACAAAGGCACACUGAAAGGUGGGCCCGAGAUUGCUGUGAUAUCCCUUUGCAUCAAGGAAGAGCAUUGGACAGGCUAUCUCGAACUCUAUUUUCAGAAGGAGGUUGCAGACUUGGCAAGAUUAAAUCAUGAGAAUACUGGAAAAUUAUUGGGCUAUUGUAGAGAGAGUACUCCUUUUACAAGGAUGCUGGUUUUUGAAUAUGCAUCAAAUGGAACUCUGUAUGAGCACCUUCAUUAUGGAGAUGGAUGCCAAUUUUCUUGGACACGACGCAUGAACAUUGUUAUAGGGAUUGCUCGUGGACUAAAAUAUCUUCACACAGAACUUGAGCCAGUAUUCACCAUAUCUGAGUUAAAUUCGAGUGCUGUUUAUCUUACGGAAGAUUUUUCUCCGAAGCUAGUUGAUUUUGAAAGUUGGAAGACAAUUCUUGCGAGAUCAGAGAAGAACUCGGAUUCCAUUGGUAGCAAGGGUGCUAUUUGUGUUCUCCCGAAUUCUCUAGAGAGACGUCACCUAGAUGUUGAAGGCAAUAUUUUCGCAUUUGGUGUACUUUUACUUGAAAUAGUCAGUGGGAGACCUCCAUACUGCAAAGAGAAGGGUUGCUUGGUAGAUUGGGCCAAGGAAUUUCUUACGGUGCCUGAAACAAUGUCUUAUGUGGUGGAUCCUGAGUUGAGACAUUUUAGAUACGAGGACUUGCAAGUUAUUUGUGAAGUGGUAAAUUUAUGCAUUGAUCCAGACCCCACGAAGCGGCCAUCGAUGCAGGACUUGUGCGCCGUGUUAGAGAGCAGCAUUGACACGUCUGCAUCUUCCGAGCUCAAGGCAUCUUCUUUGGCAUGGGCUGAGCUAGCCCUUUCUUCAUAAUUGAGUUAAAUCUAACACUGCUAAUGAGAAUAUACAAAAUUGUAAUGCCCCCCUCUCAAUUUUUCGUGUUACUUGUAAAUGUUUGCAUGCUGAAUGAAACAUAGAGCUUCAUGGAUGACAAAUUUUUCUCGUUUGUAAACCAAUGGUUGAUUAGUAAAGUUCUAAAAUUAUUUCA